Molecule: messenger RNA, 2102 nt
Organism: Darwinula stevensoni
Lineage: Eukaryota; Metazoa; Arthropoda; Ostracoda; Podocopida; Darwinulidae
Source: the annotation of a GenBank genome assembly
UUUUUCCGUCUUCCCUACAGGUUGAAAGUGAGUGUAAUGACGUCGAGGUGCCAUGGAGCAUGGAGCUGAUGUCCUCGACAUCAUGGCCGGAACAAGAACCUAUGGGGCAGAACUAUUCAAACAUUUCAGGAGAAGAAGGAGGAGGUGUGAGUGGUGCGAACACUUCACAUAUCUAUACGACGGUGGAAACGGUGAUGAUCGCCCUGGUGGCCGGUGCCAUGAGUAUUCUCACCGUCGGCGGCAAUGUCAUGGUCAUGGUCAGCUUCAAGAUCGAUAAACAACUACAAACCAUCUCCAAUUAUUUCCUCUUCAGUUUGGCAGUGGCAGAUUUUGCAGUGGGUCUCAUCUCCAUGCCACUGUUCACCGUGUAUCUCCUGGUGGGAAGAUGGCCGUUCGGGCCGAUAAUCUGUGAUACUUGGCUCGCAUUGGAUUAUCUCGCUAGCAACGCCUCUGUACUAAAUCUGCUCAUCAUCAGCUUCGAUCGGUAUUUCAGUGUCACUCGUCCCCUAACGUAUCGUGCAAGACGGACUACAAAACGAGCAGCCGUAAUGAUAGCCAGUGCUUGGCUCAUAUCUUUGGUGCUUUGGCCGCCUUGGAUCUACUCAUGGCCAUACAUCGAAGGCAAAAGGACCGUGCCCGAAGGACAGUGCUAUAUCCAAUUUCUGGAAACCAACAUGUACAUCACUGUGGGUACAGCCAUUGCUGCCUUUUAUUUCCCUGUUAGUGUCAUGAUCGCCCUCUAUUACAAGAUCUGGCGCGAGACCAAAAAGCGCCAGAAAGAGUUCAGCCAACUCCAAGCAGAUCAACGAGACUCCAGCCGACGAUCGAAUUCCAGCGAUGAAGCGGUUGGAGGCGGGGGCGGAGGCGGAGGCGAAGUUGGAGAUCCCGAGGAUUGGAAGAGAGCGAGAUCCGAAUCAAGUAACCCAGAUGAAAUCGAUUCUGUCAUCCUUCCUACGUCUCUCUCCAUCGAUCCCAAACGACUUGCCAAGGCUCGGAGAAGACGACGUCAAUGGUGGAAGGGAUGGUUCGGUCGAGAGAGCAGCGGAAGCAGCAGCGGGUAUUGCGGCAGUGCGAGCGACACCGAACAGCCGGGUUUCUUGAGGAAGAAGUUCCCCGCACUUUCCGGGGGGCUCGGAAGCGGGACUCCCGUUUCCACGGACACGGCCGUCUCUCGAUUGCCCUCUAUGAACUACCUGGAAAGAAGGCCGGCCACGACCUCUCAUUCGGCAUCUUCAUCCGUUCAUCAUCGCCCCGCUCGACGAUCGCAUUCCUCGGAUUCCGUCUAUACGAUCCUCAUCCAACUCCCUGCAACCACGACCACCAGUGGUUCGGCUACGGAUUCCGGUCCAUCCAUUAGGAUGAUCAGCGAAGAAACGCCUCUCAACGACGACAAUGAUUCCGACGACUCCAUCAAAGCCAGGAUCCCGAGAAGGCCAUAUCCUCCAGGCUCCCCGAUAGCGGCUCUGAGGCGGGGAAGUUUCUUCCCACGGGAAGUAGGAGGAGAGAGGUCGACAUCCCCCACCCCUCCCAGGCGGCCCUCUGCACUCCCAGACCUUCAGAUCCCACUCAAUGUCCGCAUCGUUCCUAAACAUAUGACCAAGCUCAACACGCAACCGCAUCAACUUCAACAGCAGCCGAAGAAAAAGAAGAAGCCCCAAGAAAAAAAACAGGCGAGCCUUUCCUCCUCGAUCGACCGAAAGGCAGCCAAGACUUUAUCGGCCAUUCUGUUGGCCUUCAUCAUCACUUGGACUCCGUACAACGUCCUGGUUCUUCUAAAAAAUCUUUACGCUUGCGAAGAAUACUGCGUCCCGGAAGAGCUGUAUAAUUUUUGCUAUUACUUGUGCUACAUCAAUAGCACGGAGCAACAGAUCAUCUUCGGGGCAUCCCGUUUGGGUAUGGCCCGAAUCUAUAUCCCUGUGAUGUUCUCCAAAGACGUCCUUCGGAUGUCCCCUGGCACCCGAUUGCAUCCCAAGGACAUCUGCACCAUUUCCUUGGGGUGCACCCGUGCAUGUCCUUCCAUGUACGUCCAUGGAAUGAAUGCUCUCGGACUCGGGAGGUCGGAAUCUGAAAGGGAGGUCCAAGGGAACAUCCCAUUCUACUGA